AGAUGCUGCGCCAAGCUAUUUCUAAUAAAGGACAGAGAAAGUCACAGUGAAUGACAUGUUAACAACCACAAUUGUGUUUUGAUAACUUUAAUAAUUGUUUACAAGAUUUAUUGUUGUUAUUAAUGACUUGCUUAUAAGUGAGGGAUACGAAGAGUUCCAGUGUACUUUCAUGAGGCUUGAAAUAAUUAAUAAUUACGUAACCUGCAAUUUUAAAUGCUGACAAUAACAAAUAAUAUUACACUGUUGUAGAUUUAAUAUAGAGAACAUGUUUCAGUUUUGUAUUAGGAAUUUAGAAUUUGCUUACGAUAAAGUUAACAAAGUGAAUGGAAAGCAAACAAUACAUUUAUUUAUGUGUAAACAUGAUGUUAAAUUCUUAUAUACUAGCGUACAUCAUGAAUCAGGGUCUAAUAAAGUAACAUCAGAAUCUAACGAUAAUGUUGAUUGUCCUUUGCUUGAAGAGACCAAUGCACAGGGUAGCAAGCAAAAUAAAAAACUUCUGAAAUUGCAAGCAAAUAAAUUAUUUAAGAUAAAAGAAGAUUUUCAAUCGUUCCCUAUUCUUGGUUCUGCAAUACCAGAUGAUUAUGGAAUAUUUUAUGAAGGAACUGAUAAGAAUUUGAAAGUUCCAAGUGUAACGCAUAUUCUUAAUCAGACUAUGCCUUUCCAUGCAAGAAAGGCUCUAGAGAUAUGGAAGAAGGGUAUUAUUGAUGAGUUUGGAGAAGAGUAUUUUAAAGAAUUUUCUGCAGGCUUAUUGAGCGAUGGUAAAUUAUUUCACUCGUGCAUAGAAAGUAUUUUGCAGGGUAAUGAAGAAGUGGAAGUUUCUCCUAAAAUCGAAUUAGCAUAUUCUAGUGUAAAACCAGUGUUGAAAAAUAUAACAUCUGUUGAAGCAACUGAGACUCCUGUGACACAUCCAAUGUUGAGAUACAGGGGAAUUGUAGACUGUAUUGCUUGUUAUGGAAAUGAUGUAUGUGUAAUUGACUGGAAAACGUCAAAGAAACCAAAAACGAAAUUGAGAGAGACUUAUGAUGCACCUGUACAACUUGCUGCAUAUAUAGGUGCUAUAAAUGCUUCCCAGCAGUAUCCAUCCCCGAUCGACAAGGGGUUGGUAGUUAUUGGUUACACAGAUGGUAAGGAUGCAACUGUUCACGUAUUGGAGAAAGAUACAUUGCAAGAGGCAUGGAAAGAAUGGCUAAAAAGACUAGAACAGUAUUAUAUAAAUUUAAAUAAAAAACAAGAGGAGAAGUAGUAUACAUUUUUUAAUUAAACAAUUCUAUGACAU
Molecule: messenger RNA, 1276 nt
Organism: Megachile rotundata (alfalfa leafcutting bee)
Lineage: Eukaryota; Metazoa; Arthropoda; Insecta; Hymenoptera; Megachilidae
Product: mitochondrial genome maintenance exonuclease 1
Biological process (GO): mitochondrial DNA replication
Cellular component (GO): mitochondrion
Molecular function (GO): single-stranded DNA exodeoxyribonuclease activity
Source: RefSeq, a predicted model, not a curated record